AUGGCAGCGGCGGUGGCCGGGAGCGACGACACAAGUGCCUGGCCUUGCAGCCGGGGCGGCCAGCAGCCGCACCGGUGUGAGGAGUGCGGGGCGGGCUUCCGGCAGCCCAGCGAGCUGUCGGCCCACCGGCUGAGCCACCGCGGCGCCCGGCCCUUCGCCUGCGCCGACUGCGGCAAGCGCUUCACCCGCUCGUCCCACCUGCUGACCCACCGGCGGGUCCACACCGGCGAGCGGCCCUACAGCUGCGCCGUCUGCGGCAAAGGCUUCAACCAGUCCUCCAACCGGCUGCGGCACCAGCGCGUCCACGCCGGCGAGCGGCUCUUCAUCUGCCCGCGCUGCGGCGACGGCUUCACCGACUCCUCCACGCUGCUGCGGCACCAGCGGCUCCACACCGGCGAGCGCCCCUUCGCCUGCCCCGAGUGCGGCAAGGCCUUCACCCGCUCCUCCCACCUGCGGACCCACCGGCGUCUCCACACGGGCGAGCGGCCCUACCCGUGCCCCGAGUGUGGACGCCGCUUCACCCAGUCCUCCCACCUGCUGACCCACCGGCACGUUCACGCCGCCGAGCGCCCCUUCCGCUGCCCGCUCUGCGGCCGUGGCUUCGUCCAGCUCUCCCACAUGCUGAGCCACCGGUUCACUCACACCAAGGAGGGCGGCCCACCCAGCCCGCCCGGCGCCGAGGAGAGCGCGGGAAUCUCCGAGGAUUUGCCGCAGCAGAAGCCCGGCUGA
Molecule: messenger RNA, 729 nt
Organism: Carcharodon carcharias (great white shark)
Lineage: Eukaryota; Metazoa; Chordata; Chondrichthyes; Lamniformes; Lamnidae
Product: zinc finger protein 239-like
Exons: 2
Coding region: 1-729 (242 amino acids)
Source: RefSeq, a predicted model, not a curated record